Molecule: messenger RNA, 7476 nt
Organism: Anolis carolinensis (green anole)
Lineage: Eukaryota; Metazoa; Chordata; Lepidosauria; Squamata; Anolidae
Gene: kctd10
Product: potassium channel tetramerization domain containing 10
Exons: 7
Coding region: 16-1161 (381 amino acids)
Biological process (GO): proteasome-mediated ubiquitin-dependent protein catabolic process; protein ubiquitination; protein homooligomerization
Cellular component (GO): Cul3-RING ubiquitin ligase complex
Molecular function (GO): protein binding; ubiquitin-protein transferase activity
Source: RefSeq, a predicted model, not a curated record
GUCCUUACCCUUUUCAUGCUUCUAUUGACUUGCGCUGGAAGGGGCGUGGCUGAGGGAAGGCCACGCCUCCAUUUCCUCGCUCUCCUUUUAGAGUCCACUGUUUCGGGAAGGCCCCGCCCCCUUUUGCGCGCUUGCGUCACACGUCCUCUCAGCCUCUCCUCAGAGAAGCAGGAAGCGGUGGCGGCUGCCUUUUUGAUGGAAGCGAUGUCCGGGGAGGCGGUGCUCCCGGGGGCCGUGACCCGGAUGCUGCCCCCCUCCUCCUCCUCCUCGGCCCCGCCCUGCUCGAAGGCCCCUCCCCCGGCGUGCCGGUACGUGAAGCUGAACGUGGGGGGGGCCUUGUCGUACACCACCACCCAGACCCUCACCAAGCAGGACACCAUGCUCAAGGCCAUGUUCAGCGGGCGCAUGGAGGUCCUCACCGACAGCGAAGGCUGGAUCCUGAUUGACCGUUGUGGGAAGCACUUUGGGACGAUCCUGAACUACCUCCGGGACGGGGCGGUCCCCCUUCCGGACAGCCGGAGGGACAUUGAGGAGCUCCUGGCCGAGGCCAAGUACUACCUGGUCCAAGGCCUGGUCGACGAGUGCCAGGCCGCACUCCAGAACAAAGAUGUCUACGAACCGUUCUGCAAGGUGCCCAUCAUCACCUCUUCCAAGGAGGAGCAGAAACUCAUUGCCACCUCAAAUAAGCCAGCAGUUAAAUUGCUGUACAACAGAAGCAACAACAAAUAUUCCUACACCAGCAAUUCGGACGACAACAUGCUCAAGAACAUUGAGCUUUUCGACAAGCUCUCCUUGCGCUUCAACGGCCGCGUCCUCUUCAUCAAAGACGUCAUUGGGGACGAGAUUUGUUGCUGGUCAUUUUACGGCCAAGGGCGCAAAAUCGCCGAAGUUUGCUGCACGUCCAUUGUUUACGCGACAGAGAAGAAGCAAACCAAGGUGGAGUUCCCGGAGGCGAGGAUCUACGAGGAGACGCUGAACAUCCUUCUGUACGAGGCGCAGGACGGUCGUGGGCCCGACAACGCCCUCCUGGAGGCCACCGGGGGGGCCGCGGGGCGGUCGCACCACCUCGACGAGGACGAGGAGCGGGAGCGGGAGCGGAUCGAGCGCGUCCGCCGCAUCCACAUCAAGCGCCCCGACGACCGCACCCACCACCACCAGUGAGCGGGCAAACGCGGGCCGCCCCGUCCGGUCCGUUUCUCAGGGCGAGAUCUCCGUCCAGGCCUUACUUGCAUCCGGGAUGAAGUCGAUGAACUUUCGGGGGGAGGGAGGGAGGGGCUUUCUAGGCGGAAAUACCGCAUUCUGUAAUCAUUAGGGGGGUGCAAAACGGUAGGAACUGGAUUCCGAGUCAGAUCCAGAUUCAGAAUUCGGAAUCUGGAGUCGCGUAAUUCGGGGUCCGGGGUCGCACCUUCCGGGGUUUGUGCUCGCGCCUUCCGGGGUCCGGGGUUGCACCUUCCAGGGUCCAGGUUUGCACCUUCCGGGGUUGCGCCAUCCAGGGUCUGGGGUCACGCCAUCUGGGGUCCGUGCCGUUGGGGGUCACACCAUCCAGGGUCCGGGGUCACGCCAUCUGGGGUCCGUGCCGUUGGGGGUACCACCAUCCAGGGUCCGGGGUCGCACCCUUUGGGGCCUGGGGUCAUGCCUUCUGGGGUUGCGCCAUCUGCUGUCAGGUCAUGCCGUCCGGGGCCCGGGGUCGCGCCUUCCGGUGUCCAGGGUUGAGCCAUCCAGGGUCGCGCCUUCCGGUGUCCGGGGACAUGCCAUCGGUGUCAGGGGUCGCACCGUCCAGGGUCUGAGGUCUCGCCUUCCGGUGCCCACGGUUGAGCUGUCCGGGGUUGGGCUAUCCGGGGUCUGGGGUCGCACCUUCCGGGGUUGCGCCGUCCAGGGUCUGGGGUCACGCCAUCUGGGGUCCGCGCCGUUGGGGGUACCACCAUCCAGGGUCCGGGGUCGCACCCUUUGGGGCCUGGGGUCAUGCCUUCUGGGGUUGCGCCAUCUGCUGUCUGGGGUCAUGCCGUCCGGGGCCCGGGGUCGCGCCUUCCGGUGUCCAGGGUUGAGCCAUCCAGGGUCGCGCCUUCCGGUGUCCGGGGACGUGCCAUCGGUGUCAGGGGUCGCACCGUCCAGGGUCUGGGGUCUCGCCUUCUGGUGCCCACGGUUGAGCUGUCCGGGGUUGGGCUAUCCGGGGUCUGGGGUCGCACCGUCCGGGGUCACAGCUUCCGGGGGCUGGGGUUGGGCUAUCCAGGGUCCGGGGAUGCUCCAUCUGGAAUAGGUCGCACUUUCUGCGGUCCGGGGUCGCGCCGUCCAGGGUCUGGGGUCGCGCCUUCGGGGGUCACGCCUUCGGGUGUCCAGGGUCACGGCUUCCGGGGUCCAGGGUUGGGCUAUCUGGGGUCCCGGGACGCUCCAUCCAGGGUCCGGUGUUGCGCCUUCCGGUCUCUGGGGUCGCACCGUCUGGGGUCACAGCUUCCGGGGGCUGGGGUUGGGCUAUCCGGGGUCCAGGGAUGCUCCAUCCGUGGUCCGGGAUCGUGCCAUCCGGGGUCUGGGGACGCGCCUUCGGUGUCCGGGGUCGAGCUAUCCGGGGUCUGGGUUCGCGUCCUUUGGGGUCCGGGGUCGUGCCCUUUGGGGUAAUGAUGACAGAAUCCAUUUCCCUCAUUUCGUAACGAAAACGGAACUCAUUCCUACCGUUUUGCACAUCCCUAUGAUAUCUAUAUUCACGGGUUAUUUGACCCAGUCCGGCCGGGCCGCCCUCCGCACUUGCGUGUUUUGCUGAGUCUAUUCUCUCUCGGUCCAGCAGAGGUCGCCCUCGAGUCUAUUUAGAGAGGAGACCUCUCUAGGAAUCUCUACUAUCCUCCGGUGCAACUUUACGGUUCAGCAAAAAAAAAAAGUAUUUUUAUCGUACAGGAAAACCAAAGAAUACAAAAGAUUUUUAAAAAUCAAUAUUGUGGUUUAAAAAAAAAUGAGAACCUCUCUGUAUCAAAUUUGUAAUUUUUUAGGAUCCUCAAAAUAUUUAAUUUAAAUUUUCUGCUUUUCCCUACAAAAGAAAGAAUGCCAUUAAUGUUUAAUUCCCAUUCGUUAGGUUAAUAUUAUUUUGUGCUUUGGGGCAAAGAAUCAAUAUAUUGGGAACAUUAAAUAUGGGGCCAUUAAAAAUAUUAUUAUUAAUAAUAUUAUUAAGGGGGUUACAUUCCUAGAUUGAGUUGAAGUUGAGAGGUUUUUACGAAUAUCAUAGAAUAUUAUGAAGAAAAAAGCCGGGAAAUAUAUAUAGAAUAUGUUGGCUUGCGAAAGGCUAAAUAAUAAUGUACUCGACUCGUAUCAUGUUGCUUCGAAUCACGCUUACCGGACCAAAAAAAAAAAAUUAAAAUAUAUCCGAAGGAAUAUAACCUGUUACCAAAAGACCUUCUAAAUUUUGAGAAACUCGAUUUUGAAAUUCGAAAUACUCGUUUUUUAAUUUGGAGAAUCUCGGUUUUAAAUCUGGAGAGACACGUUUUUGAAUUUCGAGGGACUCGUCUUUAAAUUUGGAGAGACCCAUUUUUUUAAUUUUGAGAGACUCGUUUUUGAAUUUCAAGAGACUAGUUUUUGAAAUUUGAGAAACUCAGUUUUUAAGUUCGAGAGACUUGCCUUUAAAUUUCAACUUGUCUAUUAAUUUUGAGAGACUCGUUUUUGAAUUUCAAGAGACUCAUAUUUGAAUUUGGAGAGACUCGGUUUUGAAUUUCGAGGGACUCAUCUUUAAAUUUGGGGAGACGCAGUUUUGGAUUUUACUUUAAAUUUAGACUCGUCUAUUAAUUUUGAGAGACUCAUUUUUCAAUUUUGAGAAACUCGUCUUUAAAUUUCGGGAAACCCAGUUUUGAAUUUUGAGAGACUUGUUUUUCAAUUUUGAGAGACUCGUUUUUAAAUUUGGAAAGACUCGUUUUUGAAUUUCAAGAGACCCCAUUUUUCAAUUUUGAGAGACUUGUUUUUGAAAUUCGAGAAACUCAAUAUUGAAUUUCGAGACUGUUUUUCAAGAGAUUUUAAGAGAUUUCUUUUUCAAUUUUGAGAGACUCGUUUUUUGAAUUUUGAGAAACUCAUCUUUAAAUGUUGAGAAACUCAAUAUUGAAUUUUGUGACUGUUUUUUUUCCCAAUUUCGAGAGACUUGUUUUUUGAUUUCGAGAGACUUGUUUUUUGAUUUCGAGAGACUUGUUUUUCGAUUUCGAGAGAUUUGUUUUUCGAUUUCGAGAGACUUGUUUUUCGAUUUUGAGAGACUCGUUUUUCAAUUUCGAGAGACUCGUUUUUCAAUUUUGAGAGACUUGUUUUUCCAGUUUGAGAGAUUCGUUUUUCAAUUUCAAGAGACUCGUUUUUUAAUUUCAAGAGACUCGUUUUUUGAUUUCCGAGAAACUCGUCUUUAAAUUUCGAGAAACUCAAUAUUGAAUUCCGAGAGACUUGUUUUUUUCAAUUUCAAGAGACUUGUUUUUCGAUUUCAAGAGACUUGUUUUCCAAUUCCAAGAGACUCCUUUAUCAAUUUCGGCCAAGUGGACCACUUAUUCUUAACUAAAACUUUGCAACAACACAAAUUUUAUCUUUUUACGAGCCCUCCCUUUUGGUUGGAAAAGACGCCCAGAGCCUCGAAAAAGUAAUUUUUUGGACUAACUCCUAUUAUUGAGUUAUAUUUUUGGACCAAAUCAUUGGAUUUCAUUAUGUGCAGACUCCGACGAGUUUUCUCAAGGAGGCCCGAAAUACGAUUUUUAUGAGGAAAAGUAACUUCCCGGUGGCCCCAAUCCCCUCCCCAAGUUACUUUUUCAAAAUAAAACAUAAUUACUUUGGAAUUCUUUCUUCUUCUUUUUUUCUCCUUCCGCCCAGUAUUGAUAAUCCUCUACGUACUGCCGUUUUCCUCUCGUGUCUCGAUUCUGUCUCUAGUUUGUAUUUUACACGGAAAAUUCUGCAAAUAAAUCAAAAGGAAAAAAGUUCCUGUUUCCAACUCGUUUUUGUCUCCUGUCAGUAGGAAUAUCAAUGUAAAUGGAAUAAAUGGGUUAAAUAAACGAUGUAAAAUAUCUCGAACAGACCACCGAGAAGGACGGAUCCGGCCCAAACUUUGAACGCAGAAUCAUGGUGACGGACUGGACCCCACAAAGGACGGAUCUGGACCAAAGUGUAGUUUGUCACCACUCAGUGGGGCAGAAUUCGAAACGAUCUUAACAGAUUAGAGAGACGGGCCAAAACAAACUAAUAUAUUGUAAUAUUAACACAUGUAAUAUUGAUGAUAAUAUUUUAAUGUAAUACAAUGUCAUACUAAUAAGAAUACAAUUCAGUAAUUGUAUUUUAUAUCUAUGACAUGUAGUAUUACUGAUAAUAUUGCCAUAUAGUAGUAUAGUACGAUAUAGUAAUAUACACUAAUAUUGUGUUAUUGUCAUGAUCUCCGAUCUUUGACAUCUCCGGAAACAGAGCAAGCGCUGGCAAAGAACAGAUGCCAGCCAUAAAACGGGCCAGCCAUAAAACCUCUGGGUCGUGAGAGCCCCUAUAUAAAUGGGCCAAAGAGAAGGUUCUGGUAUUCCGUACAAUAAAACCUGUUGGAAUCGACCAGCGUGUGUCUUGGUGCCUUUAUUCUGCUGGAAGACUUACCCACAGCACAACUGGGAGAAGAGAACCUAACAAUCCAUAAAACCUCAAUGACCCUCUGGUCUGUGAGAGCCCCUAUAUAAAUGGGCCACAGAGAAGGUUCUGGUAUUCUGUACAAUAAAACCUGUUGGAAUCUACCAGUGUGUGUCUUUGUGCUUUUUCUGGUGGAAGACUGACCCACAACACAACUGGGAGAAGAGAACCUAACAAUCCACAAAACCUCAAUGACCCUCUGGUAUGGGAGAGCCCCUAUAUAAAUGGGCCAAAGAGAAGGUUCUGGUAUUCUGUACAAUAAAACCUGUUGGAAUCUACCAGCGUGUGUCUUGGAUGGGCCAACCAUAAAACCUCAAUGACCCUCUGGUAUGUGAGAGCCCCUAUAUAAAUGGGCCAAAGAGAAGGUUCUGGCAUUCUGUACAAUAUUAUCUGAGCCCACACUGCCCGAUAUCCCAGUUCAAUGUUUGCUGCUAAAUUCGUAAAUACAGUAAUUACUUCAUAAUGUUAUCGCGUAUUGAACUGCUUUUUCUGUCGAUUUGUUGUAUAACAUGAUGUUUUGGUGCUUAAUUAGUAAAAUCAUAACCUCAUUUGAUGUUAAUAGACUUUCCCUUAAUCUCUCCUUAUUAUCCCACUCGCGUGGGAGUUGUAGUUGACCAAUUAACAAGACUAUUGAAACCUCGUUUUCCAUCAACAUCAAUGGCAUAAACGCACGUAGUAAAUGUCGUCAAGUAUAUAAACCAAUAUAAAUUAGCAUUUCCAAGAUAGAUUAACGAGACUAUUGAAAGAUCGUUUCCCCAUUGAUUCUUUAAUGCACAUAAUAUAUUCAAAUAAAUGUACAGAUUAUAUUUUGCAUCCAAUCGGGAUCCAUGUGGGAUUUCGAGAGCCCGUUUCAAGGCAAAUUAAUAGAUUUUCACCUUAUGUUAUUUCUCGUUAUCCGGAUUUCCGGAAUUACUGUGAUGUCAUCUCGAAUAUCCGGGAAAAUAAGGAAGAUUUCCCGCCAUUAAUUAUGUUAUUUCUCGUUAUCCAGAUUUCCAGAAUUACUGUGAUGUUGUCUCGAAAAUAAAGAUUCCCCGCCGUUAAUUAAGAAUAGAACUACGCCCAUUGUGUUCCGUCUCAUACUUAUAUAAAAAUAAUGUCCAAUUUAGCGAGACUUUGGGAUAAUUCAUAUAGAUUCGUUACCUUGCAACUACGAUAUCGUCUACGUAUGGGAAUGUAAAAAAAAAUAGAAGUAAAAUAAAAUUUACAGAUUAUAUUUUGCAUCCCAUCGGGAUCCAUAUGGGAUUUCGAGAGCCCGUUUCAAGGCAAAUUAAUAGAUUUUUCACCUCGUUUGAUGCCUUAUGUUAUUUCUCGUUAUCCGGAUUUCUGGAAUUACUGUGAUGUUGUCUCGAAAAUAAAGAUUUCCCACCGUUAAUUAAGAAAAGAAUUAAUCCCGUUGUGUUCUUUCUCAUACUUAUAUAAAAAUAAUGUCUGAUUUAACGAAAAAUUUGGGAUAAUUCAUAUAGAUUUGUUACUUCCGCAACUAUGAUAUCGUCUACGUAUGGGAAUGUAAAAAUAAAUAGAAGUAAAAUAAAAUUUACAGAUUAUAUUUUGCAUCCGAUCGGGAUUCAUAUGGGAUUUCGAGAGCCCAUUUCAAGGCAAAUUAAUAGAUUUUCACCUCGUUUGAUGCCUUAUGUUAUUUCUCGUUAUCCGGAUUUCCGGAAUUACUAUGAUGUUGUCUCGAAAAUAAAGAAGAUUUCCCGCCGUUAAUUAAGAGUAGAACUACUCCCGUUGUGUUCCGUCUCAUAUAAAAAUAAUGUCCGAUUUAGUGAGACUUUGGGAUAAUUCAUAUAGAUUCUAUGUCAUUUCUCGUUAUCCGGAUUUCCGGAAUUACUGUGAUGUUGUCUCGAAAAUAAAGAUUAAGAAUAGAACUAC